Betta splendens (Siamese fighting fish) is the source of this 2589-nucleotide messenger RNA. RefSeq names its product RAB15, member RAS oncogene family (gene rab15). The record is from RefSeq and is a predicted model, not a curated record. Gene Ontology annotation, molecular function: GTP binding; GTPase activity. Gene Ontology annotation, biological process: Rab protein signal transduction. The transcript has 8 exons. NCBI's taxonomy places the organism in Eukaryota, Metazoa, Chordata, Actinopteri, Anabantiformes, Osphronemidae. Bases 981 to 1622 code for a protein of 213 amino acids.
UCUGCAGAGACACGACCAGGACUUCAGCACUUCCUGCUGAAGUAUUCAUUGAUUCGCAUGUUCGGGUUAGUCAGAACGAAGCCAACGAUGAAUAACAUGUGACAGGGACUUGGACGACCCACUUCCCCAACGCGUCGCACGCGAGCGCGACUGUCUGGAUCCUGCAGAACCACAGAGGACUGGAACAAACGAGCACCGCUGGCUCCGAUUCCCUCAUGCUGACGCGGCGCGCAGCUCGACCACAGCUUCCUCUGCCACCGAGCUGCUGCUCUCUCCAGUGCCCUUUUCAUCCUCCGCCAUGGAGCGGAAUCGGGCUGACCUGAGAGCAGUGUGUGGGUUGCAGCCCGGCUUCGCUGCCCACUGUGGGCGCUACUUCUGACUGGCAGCAAUUGAAACGAAUGACAUUGUGUUGCUGAUAACUCCAGCAAUGUGCAAACUAAUGCAAUAAUACGACUGCGUGCUGCUCAGUGGUGUCGUUCUAGUCGUUCAUUAACAUAAUUCACUGCCCCCCUCAUUAAGCUGCUUCCGUCCACUAGGCGGCUCAUUAGUUCACGGGUAGGAACCUCCGGCCGGCAGGUGUUCCCAGCCGGACUAAACAGCGCCCACACGUGUCGCUUCGUUAUCCACCGGGCCUGGUUUUCUUUGUAAGUUAGUGGACGUUUUGUUGUUUUGGAGCUACGGACGCCACCUGAGACGAGCCGAAGCCUCCACCAACCGGAACCGCCGCCCAGACGCCGUGUUCAGGUACAGACUCGUGGUCCACCGCACCCACCCACUGGAAGCUGAAGGCUGCCUGGGAAGCCGGAGCAUCCCUGUUUUGUUGUCCACCGACGAGCAGCAGCACCAGCAUCAAGCCGGAGCAGAGCCGCAGCCUUACGUGGAGCAUCCGGGCAGCGAUGGGAUGCGCCUGGGGAGGGAUCGCUCAUCCAUCUCUGAGUUAGCUGACUGGGGCGUUUUAAUUCUCCACUACACCCACCACCAUGGCCAAACAGUACGAUGUGCUCUUCCGACUCCUGCUUCUCGGAGAUUCUGGGGUUGGGAAAACAUGUUUGUUAUGCAGAUUCACGGACAACGAGUUCCACCCGUCUCACAUCUCCACCAUCGGAGUCGACUUCAAAAUGAAGACCGUGGUAAUAGAUGGGAUCAAAGUACGAAUACAGAUAUGGGACACUGCAGGACAGGAGCGGUACCAGACCAUCACCAAGCAGUACUACAGGCGGGCGCAGGGGAUCUUCCUGGUGUACGAUAUCACGAGUGAGCGAUCCUUCCAGCACAUCAUGAAGUGGGCCAGCGACGUGGACGAGUACGCUCCUGACAAGGUGCAGAAGAUCCUCGUGGGGAACAAGUCGGACGACGUGGAGAAGCGGCAGGUGGCCACAGAGCAGGGUGUAAAGCUGGCCCAGGCUUAUGGGAUGGACUUCUUUGAGACAAGUGCCUUCACCAACCAUAACAUAACAGAGACCUUCACGCGUCUGGCCGAGCAGGUGCUGGCGGCCAAUAAGAAGGACCUGGACCUCCUCCGGAUGUGCGUCACCGACGAGUUCGACCUCUCCGCUCUGGAGGCGGAGGAGGGCCUGUGCGACGGCGGCGAAGGCGACCAGCACAAAGGCUGCUGGUGUUAAAGGACGCGCGUUUGAGGCCGAGGCCUCGGAGCAGGCGGAGGCGGGCGAACCGUCUGGAGCCCGGGUCCAGUGUGACUAGUGUGAACCAGUCCAGUCCUUCCUCUCACCGAGUGACUGAGUCUGUUACUUUUGAUAUAAGAGUGUGGUUGUGAGCAUCUGGCCUUCACUCAUCUGGUUCCUUCCUCUGUAUGUGAGUAUGAACACACCCUGCACGCGCCCAUGGCCUUUAUUCCAUUAAAUGCAUUAGCUGUAGUGUCUGAUAAGUGCCACACGAGGGCGCCACAUGCACGAGGGUCUGGUUUUGGUUGCGGUUGCCUGUGAUGGAACGAAAGGACUGGUUUUAUGCAGCUCAGUUUAUUCUUCAUGCGAGUGAAGUGACGGCUGAAGUCAGACCUGAGCGGUUGCAUUUUCCUGUAGCAAACCUGAAUCUUUCUUUUUUUACUUCAAGGCGCUUGUUUCUAGCAGGUGGAUGGUUUGAUACCUGGCCGCUGCAUUGUACAUAGCCGGUUUUUAAAGGCCUUGUAGAUUGAUAGAAUCACAGGGAUAUUCUAUUAUGGUUCGAAAGGUCAACAUUGAGAUUAUGAAUGGUCUGAAACGUCUCUGAAGCUCCGUCUCAGACCCAACGAGGAACAAGUGAGAGUACUGCAUGCGAUUCACUCUUCUUUAUUUAUUCUAACUUCAGUGAAGUUAAAAAUGAAGUGACCGUAUUACAAGUAUAGCAUUUGACCAGAGUUGCCUGUUGGAAGCUUAUUACACACACGAUGACCAUCAGAGGACAAACUUUGGCCUGUUUUUCCAACCUCUCCUGCUAAAUGCUACUGAAAAUAACUGUUGUUGGUGUGUGCACCAUGUGAAAUGACUGUAGUUCUUACUUUAUACUUCUUUAGUUGUAACUGUGAAGAUAUAUUAAAGUGCAACAUGUUAUUCUUAUGUAUGUCAGAUGUUUGAGUAAAUAUUUGCAGAUAUA